Rattus rattus (black rat) is the source of this 2724-nucleotide messenger RNA. RefSeq names its product TBC1 domain family member 23 (gene Tbc1d23). Gene Ontology annotation, biological process: embryonic brain development; retrograde transport, endosome to Golgi. Gene Ontology annotation, cellular component: trans-Golgi network. Lineage: Eukaryota; Metazoa; Chordata; Mammalia; Rodentia; Muridae. The record is from RefSeq and is a predicted model, not a curated record.
UUGCAUCCUUCUAGUUCCAAGCCUCCCUCUUUAGCUCUGGUGGAGUCUCAAGUCUCAGACUUCAUAACUCCUUUUACGACACUGAGUCUCUGAGGCAGUCUCGGCGCCAGGUCCACUUUUCGGCUAAGUGACGUGGACGUCAACAGCAAUGGCGGAAGGAGAAGAUCUUCUGCCACUGUCAACGUCGGGCGGGGACAGCUGGGAAAAAGAUCUUGAAGAAGCCCUGGAAGCAGGAGGUUGUGAUCUUGAAACUUUGAGGAAUAUAAUUCAAGGGAGACCAUUGCCUGCUGAACUGAGGGCCAAGGUUUGGAAGAUUGCUCUGAACGUUGCAGGAAAAGGUGAUAGUUUGGCAUCAUGGGAUGGUAUUUUAGACUUGCCCGAACAGAACAGUAUUCAUAAAGAUUGCCUUGAGUUUAUUGAGCAGCUCUCAGUACCAGAGGAGAAGGCAGCAGAAUUACUCCUGGAUAUUGAAUCUGUAAUUACUUUUUACUGUAAAUCACGCAGUGUUAAAUACAGCACAUCCCUGAGCUGGACUCAUCUACUGAAACCACUGGUCUGUCUCCAGCUGCCUCGCAGCGACCUAUACAACUGCUUCUAUGCCAUCAUGAAUAAGUACAUUCCCAGGGAUUGUUCCCUGAAGGGGAGGCCGUUUCAUCUCUUCCGACUGCUCAUCCAGUACCAUGAGCCUGAGCUUUGUUCUUUUCUUGAUACAAAGAAAAUCACUCCAGACUCCUAUGCACUCAACUGGCUCGGAAGCCUUUUUGCACAUUACUGUUCCAUCGAAGUCACCCAGGCCAUAUGGGACGGAUAUCUCCAGCAAGCGGAUCCAUUUUUUAUUUAUUUCUUAAUGUUAAUUAUCCUUGUUAAUACGAAAGAAGUUAUUUUAGCACAAGAGUCUGACAGCAAAGAAGACGUUAUCCACUUUUUGGAAAAUACUCCCUCCAGCUUGAAUCUGGAAGACAUAGAAGACCUUUUCUCUUUGGCUCAGUAUUACUGCAGUAAAACGCCCGCUUCUUUUAGGAAGGAUAAUCAUCACCUCUUUGGUAGUACUCUGUUGGGGAUCAAGGAUGAUGAGGCAGAUCUGAGCCAGGCUCUGUGUCUGGCUGUUUCAGUAUCCGAGAUCCUUCAAGCAAAUCAGCUGCAAGGGGAAGGAGUCCGGUUCUUCGUGGUGGACUGCCGUCCUGCAGAACAGUACAAUGCGGGCCAUUUGUCAACUGCGUUCCACUUAGACUCAGACUUGAUGCUGCAGAAUCCAUCCGAGUUUGCACAGUCAGUAAAGUCCUUGCUAGAAGCGCAGAGACAGUCCAUUGAGUCCGGCUCCAUCGCUGGUGGGGAGCACCUCUGUUUUAUGGGCAGUGGCAGAGAGGAAGAAGACAUGUAUAUGAACAUGGUCCUCGCACACUUCUUGCAGAAAAACAAAGAAUAUGUUAGUAUUGCCAGUGGAGGAUUUAUGGCCCUGCAGCAGCACCUGGCAGACAUAAAUGUGGAGGGACCGGAAAGUGGAUACGGCCAUUGGAUUGCCAGCACCUCAGGGUCAAGGGGCAGCAUCAGCUCUGCUGAUGGUGAAUCUUGUAACGGCUCAAAUGAUAGAGGGAUGAAGUCCCUUGUCAAUAAAAUGACUGUGGCUCUAAAGACAAAAUCUGUUAAUGUUAGGGAAAAGGUCAUCAGUUUCAUUGAGAACACGUCAACUCCUGUGGACCGAAUGUCUUUCAAUCUUCCUUGGCCAGACAGAUCAUGUACAGAGCGGCAUGUGAGCAGCAGUGACAGAGUGGGCAAGCCUUAUCGCGUGAAGCCCGUGUUCAGCAUUGGCGAAGAAGAGAACGACACAGAUGAGAUCGACAGCUCUUCCAUGUCAGAUGAUGAUAGAAAGGAAGUCGUAAACAUCCAGACCUGGAUCAACAAGCCAGACAUCAAGCACCACUUUCCUUGUAAAGAAGUAAAAGAAAGCGGGCACAUGUUUCCCAGUCAUCUGUUGGUUACGGCCACGCAUAUGUACUGCUUAAGGGAGAUUCUUUCGAGGAAAGGACUGGCUUACAUCCAGUCUCGGCAAGCACUAAAUUCUGUAGUUAAAAUUACGUCCAAAAAAAAACAUCCCGAGCUAAUUACCUUCAAGUAUGGAAACAGCAGUGCUUCCGGGAUAGAAAUCUUGGCUAUCGAAAGGUAUUUGAUUCCCAAUGCAGGAGAUGCUACCAGAGCCAUAAAACAGCAGAUCAUGAAAGUGUUGGAUGCUUUGGAAAGUUAAUGUAAAAGAAAGUUAUUUAAGAGAAAUUAAGGCAACGAAGAGAAACAUGAAAAUAUAUUUCCUGACUCAAUACUAACCAGAGAUUUUUGAUUUGCUCACGGGGUGCCUGAGGAGAGGGUCUAAAUGCAAAUUAUUGUAAUCAAUCUCGGGAUGGGUACACUUUUUUAAAAAUUUCUUUUGCAUCUUUGGUUUUAUAUAAUGAUUUAUUAUAAAGGUCAGUUAUUAAAUGACUUUUAAGUAACUGGCCUUGUGCCCUAUGGAUCAAGGGCUUAGAAUGCAGUUCUGUUUUGAAGAGCUGUUUUAAAGACAUGCAUCAUUUUCGGUUCUAAAACAACUGUACACAUACGUAUUUGCAAUGUCUUCACUGAAAUUUAUGGAUAGAAUUAGUUGAAGAGAUUUAAUUGCUACAUUGAGUUUUACUACAAUGAGCAUUAUUGGAAAAUAAAUGGUUAGAUUCAUAAUUAGCUCACUGUUUCUGUUCU